AUGGGAAUUUGCGGUUUUAAAUACAUUGAGGAAAGCUAAAAGCUUGAGUGUUUUCCUUUUAACUUUUACAUUACUCCUUAGAACUAUGAUAUGAUGCAAAUAAACAGAAAAUAUCUCAUAAACACUGGUUCAUUUGAAUUUUUGGCUGACAAUAAAUUCGAUUUUAACAAGUUUUUCUACGAGUCUGUAGGUUAUGUGUCAAAUGAAUAGGACAAAAUUUAAAAAAGUCAUCUUAACACUAAAGGCAAAUCAGAUGAGUUUUAUAGGUUAUCGUUAAAGAACAUAGACUAAAAGAAAACAGUAUUUCUUAUCUAUAAUCUUUUAAGACUUUAGACUACAAAGGAAUUCUACUUAAACCUAGAUACCUAAAAUUUAGAGAUGUUUUUAACUCAUUCAUAGUAGUAGGAUUCUAUAUACAAGGUUAAAAAUGAGGAAAAUAUAAUAUAAAUGAGGAUAAAUUAUUUCAUAGAAACUUAAAGAUAAUUUUAAAGUGGAAAAUCCUCAGCUUAAAAUGGUUUAAAUUACCUAAACGGAAAGACCUAUGAUUAAUGGGUAGAGUUAGAAAAUAAACAUAGAGAGCUUACUAGCUUAAAUAUAGAUAACUUGUUUAAUGAUGCUGAAUUGAUAGAUUAGAUGUUCAAAGAUGAUUUUAAUAAUUAGAGUCUGCUCGAAUUUUUAAGCUUGAAAUCAAUUAAUACUAUUCCUAAUAAGAGCAGUGAAAGUUAAGAUAGGCUUGGCUUCACAAGAGUCAUUAAUCUAAUGAGAGAUUUGUAAAAGCCAGUGAUAUCACACAAUGGUAUCAUGGAUUUGAUGUUUUUAAUCGAAAAGUUUGACAAGCCGCUCCCAGAUAACAUAUAGGAUUUUAAGCUGAGGUUGAAUUCAUUUCUACCUCAAAUAUGUGAUACCAAGCAUAUGAUUAAUAGCAGACUUGAUCUGCAAAAUAUGUUUCCUGCAGGUAGUCUUUCAGAUGUUUAUUAAGAAAUCUCAAGUAAUUAGGAGAGAUGGAAAUACGACUAGACUAUAGAGAUCAAUGAAAAUUUUGAUGAAUAUAAACUAACUGGGGAUGUUUAUCAUGAUGCUGGAUUCGAUGCUUUGAUGACUGGUAUUGUAUGGCUAAAGCUAAUGACCAGAACUCAUGGUUAGAACAAAUUUAUGGGGCUGAAUUUAAUCAUGGAAAAUGAUAAUUUCAAAUUGAUGGACUUAAAUAAGAUACCUAUGGCUAGUAUCAGAGCAAGUUUAAAUUUAACAACUUCAUCUGAGGUGGAGUAAUAGAUAAAGGAGAAAUCAGUUCAAUCUGAGUCUACUAUUAACAACUAUUUAACAGACGAAAAGCCAUUUCUCUAUUUCUUGGAUAAGUUGCCUCAGCGAAUCUAAGUUGAGGACUUGACUGUUUUAUUUAGAGAGAAGUUUGGUGUCGAGGUAAAGGUCUAUAGAGCAUUCAACAAAAACUAUGCCCUUAUCUGUGAUUAUUCAUUAGACAAUGAUAAGAAAAUGCAGAGAUUGUUCUUUAAUAGUGAUAACUUAUUAGAAAGAGAAGAGAUAUUUGUAACUCUUGAAGAUAAGAAAAGCAAUAAUGAUGGAGAUAGCUCUUAGAUAUAGUUGAGAUUAGUAAUGUAUGAUAAGUAUUAGAAGGAGUUAAAAGAGAGGAUAGAUAUGUUAUAUAAGCCUAAUUUAUAAAUGCCUGAUCAUAUGUGGAUUAUCAAUUAAUGA
Molecule: messenger RNA, 1710 nt
Organism: Stylonychia lemnae
Lineage: Eukaryota; Ciliophora; Spirotrichea; Sporadotrichida; Oxytrichidae
Source: the annotation of a GenBank genome assembly